Cylicocyclus nassatus is the source of this 1669-nucleotide messenger RNA. Lineage: Eukaryota; Metazoa; Nematoda; Chromadorea; Rhabditida; Strongylidae. The record is from the annotation of a GenBank genome assembly.
AUCUCCUAGCAUCCUUAUCGAUGAUAGUCGUACUUUAACUGUUCGGACGGUCCUUUCCGAAGAUAGCCUGUCAACCUGUAAAGUUUUGAGGUUGGGAUCUCUUUCGUGAUGGUGCAGCGGGAAACAAUAAUACUGGACAAUGGCGGAUAUACUAUGAAAAUAGGAACGAGUCGAGAUUUGGAGCCGAAGGUCAUACCUAACUGUAUUGCUAAGGCGAAGACGGAUAGGAAACGAGAAUUCGUUGCUGACGAGCAGUCGGAAUGUGUCGACAAGACAGGACUGUUCUAUGUAAUGCCAUUUGAAAGAGGUUAUCUAGUCAAUCCGGACGUAGAAGAACAGAUCUGGGAGCACGUUUUUGAAUCAUAUCCUACUAAAGAAUCGCGAAUUGUUCUUUCUGACCCUAACUAUCUGAUUCCUGCCAUAGAGGAUGUCAGUGUGGAGGCACUGUUUGAGCAGCAUGACUUCCAUUCUGUUUUCAAAGCGUCAGCUGCCGGAUUCAUAGCUCUGGAAGGAUCAUGUCGCAACAUCAGGUGUGCUCUUAUCGUAGAUUGUGGAUUUUCUUCUGUUACUGUUGCUCCCUUUCUGGACGGCAAAGCUAUUCAACAGGGACUUGUGAGAAUAGACGUGGGCGGCAAAGUUUUGACGAAUCAGUUGAAGGAAUGGAUCUCUUAUCGUGACCUAAAUGUGCUGGAAGAAACUUAUAUCAUGAACCAGUGCAAAGAAGAUGCCUGUUUUGUCUCACUCGACUUCAAUCGGGAUAUGAAAAUUGCUAAGUACCGCGAUGCUCGCAAUACAAUCCGUUGUGAAUAUGUACUCCCAGAUUUUUGUCGCUUGUCGCGAGGAUAUUUGAGAGAUCCUUUGCAAACUGCCAAGUCUUCGCAACCGGAGGAUGCACCUCAAGCCAUUACUCUGAAUCGAGAACGUUUUGCACUGCCCGAACUAUUGUUUCACCCCUCCGACAUUGGCUUGAACCAAAUGGGUGUCGUCGAGGCAGUUGUUGAAUCACUUUCAAGAUGUCCUGUGAAUCUCAGAGCGGCAUUGGUGCAAAACAUAUCUUUAGUGGGAGGAUGUACGCUGUUUCCUGGGUUUAGGGAACGAUUUAUCACUGACUUGCGAUCGUAUAUGGAUGUUGACUGGUGCGUAAACCUUGCUGAUGUUUCCAAUCCGAUUACCCACGCUUGGUCAUGUGCAACAGCUGCAUUCACUGGGGAUAUGGUAACAGAAGAACACCUUUUUGUGACAAGAGAUGAGUGGAAUGAACACGGAGAAGAGAUUUUGCAUAAGAAGUUUCUCAACUUUUUGGACUUCGAAUCAGAAGAGGCGGAGGAAGCGUCUGACGAACCCAAUGAAUGAUUUCGUUGUGUAGAUAGGGAGGUUGCGAAUUGUCAUUGAGGAUAUUUAUAUGCAUUUCUAUAACAUCUACAGUUUGGUAUUCCUGUCUUUCAGAUAUAUCUUCAAAAGCUUUUAUUUUGUAAAUUCAGUCACCUUUUUGCUGUCUUAAGCAGCCACAAUCAAGCCUGUCUGGAUCUCAUAUACAUAAUUUCAAGGAUAUAUGUUCUACGAGUCUUUUUUCCUCAUUGCUCAUUAUUACGCAGUUGCCUUUGUGGGCUUUUAUUGUCUGCGAAAUUUUGCGUGAACGUCUUUGGAUUCUGAUAGUUGGGCAUCUCUU